ACCCUAUUUACCAGAGCUGUUUCGCCGUCAGCCACUAUCUAACACAGCAAGGAAAAUAAAACAUCUAUUACAUCGCUCUUUGCCCCGUCCCGUAUGCGUAUAUGCGUGAGACGCGACAAUCUAGCUGAAUGCCCUAACUAACCCAGCUCAACAUCCCACCACAAUACCAUCCAGCGAUUGAAAAAGACCACCGCCCAACAUGGAUCGCGAAAAGGGUAAAUCCACCACCCGCAGGAUAACCGUCAAUGGAGAAAUAGAUUCAUGGAGGACGCCACACCAAGACACGUGGGAUAAAGUACGAUACGCGUUCCGAAUCAUAUCAUUCAUCGUCGGACUCCCGUUCUUCGGAAUAGCCCUCGCAGGAUUUUCGGCACCUUUCAAUUUAAUGCAAUAUCCGAUCAUGGGGAUUACGCUAUCUUCAGCAAUGUUACUUUAUGAUAUCGCAGAGUUGAUCGUCACGUGUGUUCAGAGGAGGAAGACAGGUAUCCGGCCGUCGGUAGCCCUUGGUUUCGAGCUGACGCUCUCUCUCGGGGGCCUUGUCACCUCAGCGUUCCUCGUCCUCGCCACGAUAAAUAUCUGGCAAUUGCACAUAAGCGCCGGUAACCGGAACAAUUGGCUAUCAUCCAUUGUCCCCGGCUACAGUAGGAGCAGGUUCUGGUUUCAGAUGGCUGCUGCUGAUACCGUGCUCGCCUUCUUCCUAUCUGUCUUGCAUUUUAUCCUGUUCGUCCGGGACUGCGUGGAGGUAGACUUGAAGCGGAAAGCUAUCAACCGAUUCCUGAAGAAGGCUAUGAAGGAAUCAUUUCAGCAACAAGAACCCCUCCAUGACACCACCACCACCACCCCUGGCGUAACGGAGGGAACAGUUGAGCUUGAUAACUACGAUUUCAACAAGUUCAACGACAAAUUUAAUGACAUCGACUAUAACGAAACGAGAGAACAAAAGUCAUUGGCGCACGACAUGUAUCUGAAGCGCUAACUUUACUAUAUAAUUUUCCUUAAUAUAUCAUAUUUCAUUUAAGAAGGCGCUCGCAAGGACAGCCACAACAAGGACGGGUGCGGAAAGAAUCACGGUUUGGAGUUUAUAUCA
Molecule: messenger RNA, 1087 nt
Organism: Hypoxylon trugodes
Lineage: Eukaryota; Fungi; Ascomycota; Sordariomycetes; Xylariales; Hypoxylaceae
Exons: 3
Coding region: 200-976 (258 amino acids)
Source: RefSeq, a predicted model, not a curated record